AUGAGUUUACCGAAGCCACCAUCGCCUCUGACGGGGGCGUGCUCUGUCAUUCAUGACAACACACUUUAUGUUUAUACGCAAAAUGCGUUCAUGUCCCUACCAUUAGAGAAGGACGCAGAAUGGAAGAAGUUGGCGACUGGAGAGAAGGUCUCCGGCGGGGUUUGUGUUGGUACUGACUCUGGUCUCUUCGUCGUUGGUGGUACCGGCGGCUCAGACUCAUAUACCGGUCUGCAGAAGUUCACGUACGGGGACAAGAAGUGGUCGACCAUUACUCUCUCAAGCCCGAUCACGAAAAAUCUCCAACACCAUGGCGCGGCUUACCUCAAAAGCACCGACCGAAUCUUUGUCUACGCAGGCACGAAGGAUGGAAGUGAAACAGCAACGAGUGAGGGUUGGGUUAUUGGCGCUUCAGAGCCACACACCAUCCUCGCGGCAGGACCAACUGUAUCGGCUCUCAACCCUAUUCUUCUUCCCUGGUCCGACACCGAUGUUUGCUUUGUUGGCGGCAGCGACUCGAACACCGCCGUCUCCUGGUAUAACCCCGACGCCGGCUGGCGACUAUCCGGAACCACCCUUUCCGAGCCCAUCCCGAGUUCUAUGCGGGCUGUUCUUGUACCCGGUGACGAUGGAUCUAUCAGCCUCUACGUUUUUGAUCUUACCGCGAGCCCCAACAAGGUCCGCCGUCACCUGGUCUGGACCGCCGACAACCAACCCGUAACCCUCUCGGAGGCUUUGACGAAGCGCGAUGCAACCGGAAGCGACUGGCCAGCGUACAACGCAACAUUGGCACCGAAGGAAGCGCGCAGCAACGACUAUACAGUUGCCCAGGAUAGCAACGGGAAGAUCGUUUUCGUUGGCGGCAGUGACAAGCUGCCCGUCGCCAUGUUUGACGGAAAGGAAAACGCUUGGAUGGAUUCUGUUAAGGUCUUGGGCUCUGAGCCACAGAAGCUCCUGGCCGAAACGACCUCAUCCAAGACCUCCUCUGCUACUAAGACCUCUACCUCCACCAAGUCGACUUCCACCAAGUCAUCUUCGACCGUUUCCUCCACGAGCACGGAAUCAUUUACCACGGACUCAUCGACCUUUUUAACCUCAACUGCCACUGCGACAGACAGUUCGACUGCCUCUUGGACUCUCUCAGAGUCUAGCACCGCAUCCUCGACUGAUAUUGUCCCCGUCGGCGGCGCAACUAAGAGUGGUGAUUCUGGUCUUAGCUCCAGUGCUAUUUUGGGUAUCACACUGGGAACGAUUCUUGGAUUCCUGGCCGCGCUUAUUGUUAUCCUCCUGCUCUUGCGUCGUCGCAAGAAGACUCGCCAACCCUCACCAGAAGCUGCUCAUGCUCGACACAACUAUCCUCCUGAUGAGAAGGACCCGAUGGCAUUUGGUAAUGGCCAGCUUUCACCAAACUCUGCCCACUUCCGCGGUCACAACUCUCAGCUGUCUCAGGAGUCAUACUCAUCCAUGGCUAUCCUGAUGGGCCGUGCUGGAAAGAACAAGACCAGCAUCACCCGAAAGCCCAGCAGCGGCACUAACCGAAGCUCUGUUGGUUCCCUGCACAAGCAGCUGAAGGCUACAAUCAGCAAGCCCAUCCUUCAGGAAAUGCAACACCCCGUCCUGCAAGGUCAGGACACCAGAGGUGUUGCUUUCGACCCAACUGUUGCGGAACCUCGCCCUCGCAACGGACCUCUUGAGACGCAAGACGGCAUGCGAAGAAGCUCCGGCUGGAACCGAUACUGGUCAGGCGGCAGUGCCCUCCAGAUUCUCGGCUUCGGUGGUCCUAAGAGGAACACUGUCGGAUCCGAUAGCGAAUCUCACUACUCAGAUUCGAUUGCAGCCCGCAACCCCCGUGUUACGCAGGACUCUGCCACUGUACCCCCCUUGAACUUUGACUUCCGGCCUGAGAUGAACCGCGUCAACUCUGGAAGCCCUGUGGUGGCAGAAUACAGCAAGAUCCCCUUUAGAGAUGGAGUAGCUGGUAAGAUUGAGCGCCCCACCUCAAAGGCGUCCUCAGGCUACUCCAGUGGUAUCCCUGAGAGUAUCAACGAAACUUGGGAUCCCGACUAUAAGGCGAAGCCCUGGGGCACAGAUAGAGCGCCCAGCAGCGUCUAUAACCCGAGCUUCUACUUUGGAACACCUCUGUCGCCGAGUGUUCCUCCCCCUCCCCGCAACCCUCCAUCUGGUGUGAGCACACAACCUCAGCUCGCUAUGGCAUCGACAUCGUCAGAUAUGAGCUGGCUGAAUCUCGGUGACCGACGAGUCUAA
Molecule: messenger RNA, 2262 nt
Organism: Fusarium keratoplasticum
Lineage: Eukaryota; Fungi; Ascomycota; Sordariomycetes; Hypocreales; Nectriaceae
Exons: 1
Coding region: 1-2262 (753 amino acids)
Molecular function (GO): protein binding
Source: RefSeq, a predicted model, not a curated record